Planococcus citri (citrus mealybug) is the source of this 1530-nucleotide messenger RNA. It is a transcript of the gene Idh3b, whose product is annotated as isocitrate dehydrogenase [NAD] subunit beta, mitochondrial. The record is from RefSeq and is a predicted model, not a curated record. Gene Ontology annotation, biological process: isocitrate metabolic process; tricarboxylic acid cycle. Lineage: Eukaryota; Metazoa; Arthropoda; Insecta; Hemiptera; Pseudococcidae. The coding region runs from base 158 to 1297 and encodes 379 amino acids. Gene Ontology annotation, cellular component: mitochondrion. Gene Ontology annotation, molecular function: NAD binding; magnesium ion binding; oxidoreductase activity, acting on the CH-OH group of donors, NAD or NADP as acceptor. The transcript has 9 exons.
UUUUUUGAUAAAGAACGGAUGAACUUGUAAAUUGCAAAUUCUCAGUUUCGUUUCGUAAAUCCCCGUGAUCUUGUCAGUUUUGGAAUCUAAUCCAUCCUAAAUUUUAGUGUAUUUAUAGUCCAUUUAUAGUUAAUUGUAUUAUCAACUCUAAUGUACAAUGGCGUUUUCACGGAGCAGAUUAUUAUACACGGCGAUUCGAAACCUUACCCCUUUAUCGAGCAUCAGUUGUAAUAAAAAUCUUCAUACUACUGCCUGCGUGUCAAGUGAUAAAUCGAGUGCAGACAAGAAAAGAAAAUGCACUUUGAUCCCUGGAGAUGGAGUAGGACCAGAAUUGGUUCAUUCAGUUUUAGAAGUUUUCAAAGCUGCUCAAGUACCGGUGGAAUUCGAGAUGUUUUUCCUCUCCGAAAUUCAACAAACGCUUAGCGCUCCCUUAGAAGAUGUAGCAGCAUCGAUUUCUCGAAAUGGUAUCUGCUUGAAAGGUGUAUUGACUACUCCAGAUUACAGUCGGACUGGUGAAUUGCAAACGCUCAAUAUGAAACUGAGACGCGCUUUAGAUUUGUACGCCAAUGUCGUGCACGUGAAAUCGUUACCAGGAGUAAAAUCACGUCACUCGAAUGUCGACUUAGUCAUCAUUCGUGAACAAAUCGAAGGCGAAUAUUCAGCUUUGGAACACGAAAGCGUCAAAGGUGUCGUCGAAUGUUUGAAAAUAGUCACCGCUGCCAGAUCUCAACGUAUCGCCAAGUUCGCUUUCGAUUACGCUAUUAGAAAUAAUCGUAAGAAAGUAACCGCCGUUCAUAAAGCUAAUAUUAUGAAACUAGGCGACGGUUUGUUUCUUAGAUCCUGUACAGAAAUCAGCAAAUUAUACCCGAAAAUUGAAUUCGAAACGAUGAUCGUUGAUAAUUGUACCAUGCAGAUGGUAUCCAACCCUUAUCAAUUCGAUAUUCUACUCAUGCCUAAUCUCUACGGUAAUAUUGUCGAUAACCUAGCUUCCGGUUUAGUCGGCGGAGCUGGUAUUGUACCCGGAGCAUCCUACAGUCCCGACUGCGUUGUAUUCGAACCGGGCGCGAGACACUCGUACGCUGAAGCUGUCGGUAAAAACGUCGCCAAUCCUACUGCCUUGCUUUUAUGCGCAGCUAAAAUGUUGACCCAUAUUAAUUUACAGUAUUACGGCGAUAUGAUCAGAAACGCCGUCAAUACCGUAUUGAAAGCUGGAAUAACAAAAACGAAGGAUAUCGGCGGACACGCUACUACCGACGAAUUCACUAUCGCAGUGAUCAAUAAUUUGCAUAGUCAGUAAUUUUAUAGACGACUUUCUUGAAUAUUAGUUCAUUUCGUUUCAUAAUUUUUUUUUUUUUUUCGUCUCUCGUUCCUAGCUAACAUUUUUAUCCAAGUUACAUACUCUUGUCAUUUUGCCCGCAAUUAUACCAUAAUAAUCAUGUGUUUUAGUAAUUUAUAUCUCGGCGAGCUUGUCUCGUAUAAGACGAAUCAUCGAUGUAAACAUUAUCUAAAAAAUACAAAAUAAUUCACGUA